GCAGCCGCGGGUGCAGAUGCGGAUGCGGAGACCAGCAGGGUCUCCGAGGGGAACCCAGACUUUCCUAUGGCCUCGCUGUACGUGGGCGACCUGCACCCUGAAGUGACAGAGGCAAUGCUCUACGAGAAGUUCAGCCCGGCCGGGCCCAUCCUUUCCAUCCGCAUUUGCAGGGACAAGAUCACCCGCCGCUCGUUGGGCUACGCGUACGUCAACUACCAGCAACCGGUGGACGCCAAGCGGGCCCUGGAAACCCUGAACUUUGAUGUCAUCAAGGGCAGGCCCGUGCGCAUCAUGUGGUCCCAGCGGGACCCCUCGCUCCGCAAGAGUGGGGUGGGCAACGUCUUCAUCAAGAACCUGGGCAAGACCAUCGACAACAAGGCGCUGUACAACAUCUUCUCGGCGUUUGGCAACAUCCUCUCCUGCAAAGUGGCCUGCGACGAGAAGGGGCCCAAGGGCUACGGGUUUGUGCACUUCCAGAAGCAGGAGUCCGCAGAGCGGGCCAUUGAUGCGAUGAAUGGCAUGUUCCUGAACUACCGCAAAAUUUUCGUUGGGAGAUUCAAGUCGCAUAAAGAACGAGAGGCCGAAAGGGGAGCCUGGGCUAGGCAGUCCACCAGUGCUGACGUCAAGGAUUUCGAGGAAGACACCGAUGAGGAAGCCACCUUGCGAUGAAGACAUGCCAGGAGCCAGUCAGUCAGCAGAGCCAAAUCUUGGCUCCCACCCGGUUUACAACUCCCCUCUUUGCCCCCUAACCCACCAGCAGUGUAUUGUAUUGUACUGGGAGUGCAGGUCUCUCCUCUCUCUCUCUCUCUCUCUCUCUCUCUCUCUCUCUCUCCCUCUCCUCUCCCCCCUCUCUUCCUCUCUUCCUCUUUCCUUUCAUCCCCUCCUCCUCCUCUUCCUCCCUCCUUCCUCUUCCUUCUGUCUUCCCCACCUCUCCCUUCCCCCCACACCCACCAAGGGCGUUGUGAAUAAUCUUGCUAAUCUGUGCCACUUGAUAGAUUAUAGGCUGCCUUUUCUCCUUGUGCUUUGGUUUAAAAAGCACUUCAUUCUCGCUUCCUUCACUACACAGGUGACACAAUUUCAUGGUAGAAACAUCAGAAAGGAGAAGGAAAUCAGAUGAGGGAAAACCCAGAGAGUAAUUGUUCCCCAUGAUUCUACUACCCAGAGGCAACCACUUUUUGGUGUGCUGUUUUUCCAGUCUCUCCUCUCUCCCUCUUUCUCCCUCCCUCUCUUCCUCACUCCCCACCCCCACCUUCCCUUUUAACACACUGUUAUAGAAUGGUUCACGUGUGUGGUGUUUCUUAAUCUGCUUCUUCAGAAACUAAAACCAAACAAAACACAACCCAUUGAACUUCUUUCCAUGUUAUUCAACAGGCUUCCUAAAUGUCGUCUUCAGUGCCUGCAGAGUGUAUCCAUGGAUCUUUAACUCUUCUGUAAUCAUUUCUGCAUUGUUGGACAUUCAGGUGAUGCCUAGUUCUUUCCUUGUGUUUAAACCCAACACUGCAUACUCUGAGGAAUGAAUCCUUCUUUGUCAAGCCAAAUCUUUGCUAGCAUACCGGAUGGUCUUCUUAAUUGUGGACUUGCAGGAUCCACAAUAAAAUAUCCUUGCAGGAUAUUUUAGAGACUUUUCCUGUGUGUUGCCAAAUGGCCCCUUCAUAAGCAUUGUACUGAUUUGCAUUCAUGCCAGCCAGCACAGCUAGUAAAAAGAGUAUGUCCAUUCCCCCUGCAUAGUCUCCUAGUCACUGUAAUUGAUGUGUGUGUGUGCUGGAGUGUGUGUGUUUUGGCCAGCUUGAUGGGCUGCAAAUGGUAUUUCACUGUUUUAGGUUAUUUUGCUGGAUUUAAAUGCCCUUUAUCACCUUCUUUUCCUUGUGCCCACUUACUGCCCUUUUGCCCAUUGUCAGAAACAUCAUUCGGCUUUAUUGCAGGAAAAAAUUAAAAUGCAGGCAACAGAAGAAAUUUAAUG
Panthera uncia (snow leopard) is the source of this 1960-nucleotide messenger RNA. RefSeq names its product polyadenylate-binding protein 1-like 2. Gene Ontology annotation, molecular function: poly(A) binding; poly(U) RNA binding; mRNA 3'-UTR binding. Lineage: Eukaryota; Metazoa; Chordata; Mammalia; Carnivora; Felidae. Bases 67 to 669 code for a protein of 200 amino acids. The record is from RefSeq and is a predicted model, not a curated record. Gene Ontology annotation, cellular component: cytoplasmic stress granule; nucleus; cytosol. The transcript has a single exon.